AUGUUGUGUGAGAGCGUGAACUGGGCCGAUGUGCGCAAGGAGAUCGUGAAGAUUCUGGAUGAUGACAAGUACAAGGACUCCUCCUACGAGGGGGCCACGCCCGGGCCGCUGCUGCUGCGGCUGGCGUGGCACUCUGCGGGAACCUUCUGCAAGCAGACGGCCACCGGAGGGUCCAACGGCGCCACCAUGCGCUUCGAGCCGGAGGUGUCCUGGGGCGCCAACGCGGGCCUGAAGCUGGCGCAGGACAUGCUGGAGCCGGUGAAGAAGAAGUUCCCUGCGGUGUCCUACUCCGAUCUCUGGAUCUUCGCGGCCUGCGUGGCCGUGGAGGAGAUGGGCGGAGCGAAGGUGCCCUUUGUUGCGGGGCGCACGGACAAGCCCAGCGGCAAGGAAUGCCCGCUCUGGGAUGGCCCCACCUGCAAGGACGGGCGCCUGCCCAGCGCGGACAUGGGCAGCCCCGACAAGACCGCGGCCCAUCUGCGGCUGAUCUUCAACCGUAUGGGUUUCAACGACCAGGAGAUCGUGGCCUUGAGCGGCGCCCACGGCCUGGGCGCCUGCCACACGGACCGCAGCGGCUACUGGGGCCCCUGGACCCGGGCGCCCACCACCGUGAGCAACGAGUACUACAGGGAGCUCCUGGAGAACACUUGGACCGUGAAGACCACCCACAAGGGCCAGCAGUGGAAGGGCCCUCUGCAGUUUGAGGACCCCACAGGGGAUCUCAUGAUGCUGCCCUCGGACAUUGUGCUGAUCCAGGACAAGGCCUUCCGCAAGUACGUGGAGCUUUAUGCUAAGGACGACGCAAAGUUCCAGAAGGACUUUGCGCAGGUGGUCGGCAAGCUCUUCUCGCUGGGCGUCCAGGAAACCAAGCGUUUCGGAUUCUUCUGA
Messenger RNA from Effrenium voratum, 885 nucleotides. NCBI's taxonomy places the organism in Eukaryota, Dinophyceae, Suessiales, Symbiodiniaceae. The record is from the annotation of a GenBank genome assembly.